ACUCGCGUCCGUUGCGCGUCGGCCCUAAGGUCGAUUUGCGCGUCCGGCGGAAGUCGCGGGUGAAGGGAGGAGGGAAACGCGACGAUUAGUCUCGCUAAGUUUCGUGACCAUGGCGGAUCCGUUGAGUCUGCUGCGGCAGUAUAAUGUCAACAAGAAGGAGAUAAUCGAACGCGAGAACCAGAUCAUAUUCGGCGAGUUCUCCUGGCCGAAGAACGUGAAGACCAAUUAUCUGACUUACGGAUCUGGAAAGGAAGGGACACCCAAGGAAUACUAUACGCUCGAGUGUCUCUUAUUCCUGCUCAAACAUGUUCAGCUUACACAUCCGGUGUACGUGCGACAAGCCGCCGCGGAGAAUAUCCCGGUGGUGCGCCGGCCCGACAGGAAGGACCUGCUGGCCUAUCUCAACGGCGAGACCGCGACGUCGUCCGCCAUCGACAAGUCGGCGCCGUUGGAGAUCCCGACGCAGGUGAAACGCGCUGCCGAGGAUGGCCUGGAGAGCGGCUCGUCGAAGAAGCCCCGCUUCGAGGAGACCCACGUGCAGAAGGUGAAGGAGCAGCUGGCCGCGCGUCUCGACGCUCCCAAGGAGGCCUCGGUCACCGUCGACAAUAUCAAGUCCCUGUCGGAGGCGAUGUCGGUGGAGAAGAUCGCCGCGAUCAAGGCGAAACGUCUGGCGAAGAAGCGCACGACCAUCAAGGAGAACGACGACAUCGGCAUGGGCUCGGAUCUGCGAGUGAUCCUCGACAUGGACGUGGACGACACCAAGGACAUCGUGUCGCGCGAGCGCCAGUGGCGGACGCGCGCGACCAUCCUGCAGAGCAGCGGCAAGAUCUUCGCCAAGAACAUCUUCGCGAUUCUGCAGAGCAUCAAGGCGCGCGAGGAGGGCAGGCAGAAGGGCCCGAUCGUGCCCGCGCCCAUGGUGACGCCGCGCUCGACGCCCAUGCGACCGCUGCCGCAGCCGGCCGUCUACAAUCGUUACGAUCAGGAGCGCUUCAUCCGGCAGAAGGAGGAGACGGAGGGCUUCAAGAUCGACACCAUGGGCACCUACCACGGCAUGACGCUCAAGUCCGUGACCGAGGGCACGAAUCCCGCCGUGAGGAAACCCCCGACCAAUCCGUCCGCCACGCCGACCUCCGGCCUGCUGCCGACCUCCGCCGCUAAACUAACGCCCCAGCAAGCCGCGCAGAACAAGCGACCCAGUCGAACGCCCAUCAUCAUCAUUCCCAGCGCCAACACGUCCCUCAUCACCAUGUACAACGCCAAGGACAUCCUCCAGGAUCUCAAGUAUGUCACCAAUGAGGACAAACGGACGCAGGGCUGCAAGCGGGAGAACGAGGUGCUUCUUCAACGGCGGAAGGAAGGCGGUCUGACCGUACCUUAUCGAGUAGUCGAUAAUCCACAGAAACUGACCAACGCCGACUGGGAGAGAGUCGUCGCCGUGUUCGUCAUGGGACCGGCAUGGCAAUUCAAGGGCUGGCCGUUCGAUGGCAACCCGGUGGAAAUCUUUUCGAAAAUAUGCGCGUUUCACUUGAAAUACGAUGAGAUGAGGCUGGACACGAACGUAGCGCGAUGGGCCGUCACAGUGAUCGAGUUGAGUCGGACGAAAAGGCACUUGGACAGAGCGGCGUUAAUGAUAUUUUGGGAGCAUCUCGAUAAGCAUAUGAUCAAGAACAAGCCGCAUCUUCGCUUCUGAAGUUGCGAGGCGAUUCAGAUUGCAGAAACGGAAACGGCAAUUACGCUGAUCGCGGCGCGGCGGCGUCCUGUGUUCCCGUCGGUUGGAAUUCUUAGGAUAUAGGGCCGCGUCGAGGGACAACCGUCGUGGCGAUGGUGUGUGUUGCGGACGCUGAUUGUGCGCGGAUAGAGGUACCCGCGAUAAGCGAUGUGAUGUGUGACAACCGGACCGUUGUCACAUUACGUUAGACGCGUUUACAUUUUAUUGUUGCUUGCACGAAUAAAGUACUAAAAAAAGAAAAAAAAAA
Messenger RNA from Wasmannia auropunctata (little fire ant), 1976 nucleotides. It is a transcript of the gene hyx, whose product is annotated as parafibromin. The record is from RefSeq and is a predicted model, not a curated record. Gene Ontology annotation, molecular function: RNA polymerase II complex binding. Gene Ontology annotation, cellular component: Cdc73/Paf1 complex. Gene Ontology annotation, biological process: positive regulation of transcription elongation by RNA polymerase II; transcription elongation by RNA polymerase II. The transcript has 4 exons. The coding region runs from base 110 to 1690 and encodes 526 amino acids. NCBI's taxonomy places the organism in Eukaryota, Metazoa, Arthropoda, Insecta, Hymenoptera, Formicidae.